Stegostoma tigrinum is the source of this 1413-nucleotide messenger RNA. Its product is annotated as zinc finger protein 239-like. Gene Ontology annotation, molecular function: DNA-binding transcription factor activity; RNA polymerase II cis-regulatory region sequence-specific DNA binding. Lineage: Eukaryota; Metazoa; Chordata; Chondrichthyes; Orectolobiformes; Stegostomatidae. The coding region runs from base 193 to 1134 and encodes 313 amino acids. The transcript is spliced from 3 exons. Gene Ontology annotation, biological process: regulation of transcription by RNA polymerase II. The record is from RefSeq and is a predicted model, not a curated record.
ACCAUUUACGCUGCCGGCGCAUCGUCGCUGUACUUCUGCCUGAGCGAGGGCGGGAGAGUCUGUGGACGUCGGGAGGAAAAUGGCGUCAGUCUCGAUUGGGAGGUUGUAUCAGCACCGAUAUUAACUGAGAAUAAUGUGCAGACUGGGAUCUCAAAACAAGUUCAGACAAUCAGCAGAGACAUCAGGACCUGAAUGUCUUGGCAUUUCACUCUGGAAGGAAAAAGAAUCUUGAACGUUGAAGGGAAAAGCACCUUUCACCCCAGGGAGAAACACGUAUCAUCUGUGUGUGGAAGAGUCUGUGAAUAUUCACCUGUAAUGUCCAAACGCCAACGCAGUCGCGCUGGGGAGAGACGGUGGAAAUGUGGGGAUUGCGGGAAGGGAUUUCUUUACCCAUCCCAGCUAGAAACUCACCGACGCAGUCACACUGGUGAGAGACUGUGGAAAUGUGAAGAUUGUGGGAAGGGAUUUCUUUACCCAUCUGAACUGGAAACUCACCAACGCAGUCACACUGGGGAGAAGCCAUUUACCUGCUCUGAUUGUGGAAUGGGAUUUACGCAGUCAUCCCACCUGCGGAUACACCAGCGGGUCCACACUGGGGAGAGACCAUUCACCUGCUCAGUGUGUGAGAAAGCAUACGCUCAGUCAUCCGACCUGCGGAUACACCAGCGUAUUCAUACUGGGGAGAAGCCGUUCACAUGCUUUGACUGUGGGAAGGGAUUCACUUCAUCAUCCAGCCUGCUGAAACACCAGCGAAUUCAUACUGGGGAGAGACCAUUCACCUGUUCUGAAUGUGGAAAAGGAUUCCAUUACUCUUCUAAACUGCUGAUACACCAGCGAAUUCACACUGGGGAGAAACCGUUCACAUGUUCUGAAUGUGGAAAAGGCUUCAAUCGCUCAUGUAAUCUGCUGAUACACCAGCGAAUUCACAGUGGGGAGAGACCAUUCACCUGUUCUGAAUGUGGAAAAGCAUUCAAUUGCUCAUCGAGACUUCUAACACACCAACGAGUACAUACUGGAGAGAAGCCAUUCAUCUGCUCUGAUUGUGGGAAAACGUUCGGUCAGUCAACCAUCUUGCUGAGACAUCAGCGAGUUCACACCGGGGAAAAGCAUUCACUCGGUCAACUCACUGGCUGAUACACCAGCCUGUUCACUCUAUGGAGAGACGGUUCACUUGUUCUACAUGUGGGAAGGGAUUUUAAAAUGUUACCACACCAAUGAAAUGACACCAGGUGGAUCCCAUUCACCUGCUGUGUUCAUGUAAAAGACUUUGUGAAUUUGCUUGUGCACAAGCAAAUUCACAAAAGAACCACAGGUGAAAGGUUUUGCUUUUAUUCACACACCAAGGAAUAAACCUUGGUCAUUGGACCACUUGUAUUGAUAUUAUUAAAGGGGCUGAUCUUGAGGAUAAAACAA